AUGUGGGACUCUCAUCUGCAAUAUUACUGCGACGUCCAAGCCUAUCGCACUUUCGUCUCUAUUUGCGCCGGGGCCAUGGAAACGACACAGUUGAUCUGGCGCUAUGGGCUUUCUUGCGAAACAAACAAAAAAAAGUUGAAAGAUCGAUUCCAGAUUCAUCCUAACUGGCUCCUUAUCUCUGUUUUCAUUACAUUGAGCUGGCACUCCGAUAGCACCCCUUCAUUGCUCCUCCGACGCGAUUACGCCGAAAAACUCAACAUGCGCUUAUCUCCGAUAAGUUACGCCAAACCCACACACAUUACACCUCUUCUUCUUCUACUACUCUUGGGAGCAAGCCCCAAAGGAACAGAUGCCAAAAAAUGGGGUGGGGAAGAAAGGACUAUCAUCUAUUCGUGCCAGAUCAGUCUUACCCAGUACGAGUAUGCUUGUACGUCCGAUCUUUGGUGGGGCUGCACCUGUACCUACCCCCCGCAGCUUGGUGCCCUCUUACAGUGCUCUUCCCAGUAUUCUCCGUCUGCCAAUAUUUUCAACGACUCAUUGAGUGUUAUUCAGGAGUUCUGUUCCGAGUUUGCUCUCCAUCAUUGGGAGAUUGGUGAUUUGCGAGCACAGACACUAAAUGCAAGUGGAUACGUGAUCGGGGACCAGGACGGCGCUGCGACAGGUGCACCGUUCUACGUGCCAGUUCUACCGCCUAAAGCCAAAGUGUUGGGAUAUAAAAAAGCAUAUGAUGUCUUCUUUGGCAGUCUAGAUCUUAACUCUAAACUUGCAAGCGGAAUUCUAGGAUUCUGGGGCUCCAUUCUCUUGGCCGUGUCAUUGUUCAACAACGUAUUAAAACGGUUUAGAUGGUCCCACUCGUUUUUCGCUGCAAACAGGUGGAGCUCUAGGUUCAGAGCGGUAGUCACGGUCCCUACUCUUUUCCAAGGAGGGAGGCACAAGACCGAUACGAUAUGGGGUUUGAUCCCAACCCGCUUUGAAAGCAUUAUUCUUGUAUUGUAUCUUAUCGUGGAUGUCUACCUUACGGUGAUUCGGUACCAUAUUUUUGAUCCCAAUUUAUUGUUCCUGGGUAGAACAAUGCAAAUGUUGAAAUAUUUGGCGGAUAGAACUGGAACUAUUGCCUUUGACCACUUACCCCUUCUCAUUCUCUUUGCUGGGAGGAACAAUCUACUCAUCAAGUUUACCGGCUUGCCGUACAGUACCUUUCUGGCUUUUCACCGCUGGACCGCGCGUGGCAUGUUUUUGAACGCGUUCAUUCACAGCGUAUCGUACUCGAUGUAUAUGGCGUUGCAAAAAUCAUAUUUUACCGAGUACAUGGACCCUUAUUGGAUAUGUGGAGUGUGCGCGACGGCGAGUGCUGGGAUUUUGAUUGCUUCCUCUACAUACUAUUUGCGGAAGUACUACUACGAGCUUUUCCUUAUCAGCCACAUCGUUUUGGCUUUGAUUUUUUUGGUAGCUUGUCUUUUGCACCAAUAUCUUAUGCCGUAUCCAUUUGAUGUCUCGAUGGUAUGGUUGGCCCUCACAUUGUGGGGCCUGGACAGAGCGAUUCGGUUGUACAGCGUAUUACGAUUUGGUAUCAAGAUAGCUGACCUAACCCUUGUUGAUGAUGAAACUAUCGUGAUUAAAAUUACAGACAGACCUAGCCACUGGCAACCAAAGCCCGGCAAUUUUGUUUACAUAACGUUUCUUACUCCUCGAAUGGCAUGGGAAAGUCACCCCUUCACCAUAUGUGACAGCGUUUUUCAAGAUCGAGAAGUUAGCAUCUACAUGAAGGUCAAAAAGGGAAUUACAUCGCGAUUACGCGAGAAAAUAAUUAGGGAUUCUGAGAAAGCAGCCACCACGCCUUUGUUGAGAGACGGCAUAUCCAAAACAAUCUCUCUAAGAGUAUGCGUGGAUGGUCCUUAUGUGGUAUCCCGGGCCUUUACCAACAUGCGCUAUCAAUCUCAAGAAAUCAUGCUAUGGGGGAAAAGAAUGUCAGGUUGCUCUGGAUUAUUCGAGAUUUCCAAGCGUUGA
Messenger RNA from Babjeviella inositovora NRRL Y-12698, 2007 nucleotides. RefSeq names its product ferredoxin reductase family protein. Gene Ontology annotation, cellular component: plasma membrane. The record is from RefSeq and is a predicted model, not a curated record. The coding region runs from base 1 to 2007 and encodes 668 amino acids. Lineage: Eukaryota; Fungi; Ascomycota; Pichiomycetes; Serinales. Gene Ontology annotation, molecular function: ferric-chelate reductase activity. The transcript is spliced from 4 exons. Gene Ontology annotation, biological process: intracellular iron ion homeostasis; iron ion transport; copper ion import.